AUGUACGGCGGUCGGGAUGUCGGUAUGAGACGUACGGCGGUCGGAAGGUUUGAAGGAGGUGUACAAGGGUCGGAAGGUUUGUAUGAGAUGUACGGCAGUCAGGACGUCUGUAUGAGAUAUACGGUAGUCGGAAGACACGACCAACAAACACCUCCUACAGACAACACCCACGAACACCUCCUACAGACCCCACACAACGUCCACCUCCUACAGACCCGACCAACCUAUACCUCCUACAGACACGACCAACAUACACCUCCUACAGACACGACCAAACUACACAUUCUACAGACCCCCACCAACGUACAACCCCUACAGACCCCGACCAACAUACACCUCAUACAGACACGACCAACAUACACCUCCUUCAGACACGACCAACCUACACCUCAUACAGACCCCGACCAACGUACACAUUCUACAGACCCCGACCAACGUACACCUCCUACAGACCCCCACCAACGUACACUUCCUACAGACCCCGACCAACGUACACAUUCUACAGACCCCGACCAACGUACACCUCCUACAGACCCCAACCAACGUCCACCUCCUACAGACCCCGACCAACGUACACCUCCUACAGACCCCCACCAACGUACACUUCCUACAGACCCCGACCAACGUACACAUUCUACAGACCCCGACCAACGUACACCUCCUACAGACCCCGACCAACGUACACCUCCUACAGACCCCAACCAACGUCCACCUCCUACAGACCCCUACCAACGUACACCUCCUACAGACCUCGACCAACGUACACCUCCUACAGACCCCAACAAACGUACACCUACAGACCUGACCAACCUACACCUUCUACAGACACGACCAACAAACACCUCCUACAGACCCCAACCAACGUCCACCUCCUACAGACCCCACACAACGUCCACCUCCUGA
Ylistrum balloti is the source of this 903-nucleotide messenger RNA. RefSeq lists its product as uncharacterized. Bases 1 to 903 code for a protein of 300 amino acids. NCBI's taxonomy places the organism in Eukaryota, Metazoa, Mollusca, Bivalvia, Pectinida, Pectinidae. The record is from RefSeq and is a predicted model, not a curated record. The transcript is spliced from 2 exons.